Pseudomyrmex gracilis is the source of this 4402-nucleotide messenger RNA. RefSeq names its product cationic amino acid transporter 4. Gene Ontology annotation, cellular component: plasma membrane. Gene Ontology annotation, molecular function: amino acid transmembrane transporter activity. The coding region runs from base 220 to 2064 and encodes 614 amino acids. Lineage: Eukaryota; Metazoa; Arthropoda; Insecta; Hymenoptera; Formicidae. The transcript is spliced from 9 exons. Gene Ontology annotation, biological process: transmembrane transport; amino acid transport. The record is from RefSeq and is a predicted model, not a curated record.
CCUUCAAUAUCUACCGCGAUUGCGCUGGUUGCUGGAACACGCAGUCGUACGUCGGCGAUUUUGUCGUGUCGUCGGGUGUCUGCGAAAAUUACACGGCCACGCUGACAGGAUGCCGUCGGCUCGGAGAAUGAUCCUGGGCCACGUUAUGUCCGGUUUGUGCAGCAAGAUGAAUCGCCGGAAAAAGUUGGAGGGUGACCUUCUGGAAACUCCGAUGAACCGAUGUCUCUCCACCUUCGACAUCACGUUACUCGAUUUCCAGGUGUGGGUCACAUGGUCGGUGCCGGGAUUUACGUGCUGACGGGAACGGUCGCGCACGACAAGGCCGGACCCGGCGUGAUCAUCAGCUUCCUCAUAGCCGGUCUGGCCUCCGUUUUGGCGGCGCUUUGUUACGCUGAGCUCGCCGCGCGGGUGCCAAAAGCGGGUAGCGCGUACGUCUACACGUACGUCUCUGUCGGCGAGUUUCUGGCUUUCAUCAUAGGCUGGAACCUCAUCCUGGAACACAUGAUCGGCGCAGCAUCCGUGGCAAGAGCUUGGAGCGGGUACGUGGACUCGUUAGUGGGCGGUGCGAUUAGCAAUUACACCCAUGAUUUACUGGACGACUACAUUAUGGGACAGCCUCUGGGAAUCUUCCCGGAUUUCCUGGCGAGCGGAUUAUGCCUGGCUUACGCGAUGCUUUUGGGAUUAGGGGUGAAGACCUCAGCGACCGUGAACUCGGUUCUGACCAUCGUGAAUCUCGCGGUGAUGAUGUUGGUCGUCGUUUUGGGAAUUUGUUACGCGGACAUCUCAAACUGGGGCAACCAAAACGGAGGUUUUCUGCCAUACGGCUUCGGCGGUGUAAUCACGGGCGCGGCAACGUGUUUCUACGCCUACGUCGGGUUCGAUUCGAUCGCAACCUCCGGGGAGGAGGCUCGUGAUCCGGGGCGAAGCAUUCCGAAGGCGACGAUUCUCUCUAUGGCGAUAGUGAUCAUCGGAUACAUGUUGGUCAGCGGCGCUUUGACACUGGUCGUGCCGUAUUGGGAGAUACAUCCCACCGCUGCUCUGCCGGAGGCCUUUUCGUUCAGAGGUAUUCCAUGGGCCAAAUACGUGAUCAGCGUGGGUGCUCUCUGCGGCAUGACAACGACUCUCUUCGGAUCCCUGUUCUCUCUCCCGAGGACGAUGUACGCCAUGGCAAACGACGGUCUGUUGUUCAGCUUUCUCGGCCGUAUCAGCGAACGAACUCAAGUGCCGGUGUGCAAUCUUAUCAUAAGCGGACUGCUCAGUGCCCUGAUCGCUCUUCUGUUCGAUCUCCAGCAUCUGGUGGAGUUCAUGUCGAUUGGGACUCUGCUCGCGUACACCAUCGUAGCGGUCAGUGUCAUUCUGCUGAGAUAUACACCUGAGCAGCAACCGUCUGACCGGACCAGCGUCGGUACACCGAGCAGUUUGUCGUCGCCACCUACGGAGGAAGCGGAUUCCAGCAGUUACAGCAGCAUCGCAUCCGUUAAGUCCGAAUUGCUAUGUGAGGGCGUUGGGAGAUUCAAGCCACGAUACGCCUGGUUGGAAGACACACUAGAAGGAUGCGAUACCAGACACAUCAUAGCCGUUUGUUUAAGCGUCUAUACGAUAACCUGCGCGGUUCUCAGUACUUUUCUGAUAAUAACACUUGAAACAGCAGUUUCGUUCACGAAAAAUGAUUAUCUAGUUGCGGCGAGUUAUAUUUUGCUAUCCUUUGCAAUUUUGUUUGUAGGUCUUUUCGUGAUUUGCGCCCAUAAACAAAAUCCGCCCAAUGGAAAGUUUCGAGUACCGCUAGUACCUUUUAUACCAGCAUUAAGCAUUUUGUUUAACAUGGGUUUGAUAAUGCACUUGUCUUUGGUGACGUGGUUACGGUUUGUCGUGUGGAUGACACUCGGAAUGAUGAUUUACUUUCUAUACGGUAUCCACUACAGCAAAGAAGCCGCUACUACUCCAAAUUCGUACUCCAUUUUGAUGGCCACUUCGGAAGCCGAAAAAGGUACAAAAUGGGGAUCAACGUUGCGAGUCAGUCCACAGACUGACAAAACACCUAUUUUGGAUGACAAAGAGCACUAAAAACAAGUUAAGUUUUUCGGUUUUUUUUCUCGUUUAAAUUGUCUUAGUGAAGCCGCAGAAAUAGGAUAAAUCUUACCACCCAAGUAAAGUUGAAGUUGUCUGUUCAACGAAUUCUACUACUGUACAAAGUUCAAAAUUCACAUACAAUAAUUUAGUGCAUUGCAGAAGAAAAUACGUUUUUUAUUUGGUUUAGACUAUAUCUUACUGUUUUUAAAUUUAUUUCUGACGUUUUUUUUUCAGCGGCUUUGGUUUAUUUAUCGCUUGCAAUUCGUAUGUAUAAAACAUAUGUUUUGUAAAUACUGUCUAAAACUCGAACAACUAAGCAUGUAAUUUAUUUAUUUUUUUUUGACAAAGUUUUAUCUAGUAUCAAAAUUUAUAUUGUUUAUAUUUAUCUCGUUCAACUCUGUUAUGAUAAUAAUUGUUGAUAGUUUUAAGAUUUUACUUUUGUAACAUGAUGGACAGUAUUCUUCCUUUCUGGAACGUGACUAUUAUCAUGUAGUCACGAAAUUAAUCGAUAUGUUUGACACUACUGUGUUACAAGUUUCGGUGUGUAAGUGCUGUGUGUGCAGCGCUUACCUAAAACUUGGAGAGAAAAAUGUAACUAAAAAAAAUCUUUAUGUGAUAUAUAUUUUGUUAUACGCACAAUUUACAUAUUUUGUGAUGAGAAGUUUAUUAUUGCUUUCUUUAAUUUGAUUCUAUCUAUUAAAUGUAGAAAGAUGAAAUAUUUCCAUUGUCACACAAAGUGUCAUUUAUUAUGAUGAACUUGAAGUUUGAUAAAACAUCUUGAUUCGUAUAAAUUUACAUUCUCGUAUAAAACAAAACACCAGAUUAAUAUACCUUGAAAACAAAAACAAGAAGACUUAUUAGUUUAUUGUUAUAAAAAAAAAAAAAAAAUGAUCUGACAAUGCUGACAAUAUUGGCUUGCAUCACGGCAAUCGAUAAAAUUAAGAUAAAUAUUACAACUCGGUUGAAAAUACGCAUACGUUUAUUUGAAUGUGAUACAAAUCAAGAAAAAAAUAGAAAAAAAGAAAAUUGAUCAAACUGCAAAGGAGAAUCAGAACGCAGAACAUUUUGCGGAAGACUAAUUCUGAUGAAAAAAAAAAUAUAUAUAUUGUACAUCAACAAAGAAUAUAGAGCUGUAUUAUUUACAUAAUGAUAUACUAUCGUCUACAUAAAAUCUAUGAUUUGAAUUGUACAUAUAUAUGUCGUGCGUGACAUUACAUGGAAAGUAUACAACAACAUAAUGUAUUGACGAUAGAUGAAAAUGCUAUAAGUCAAGAAGCAUGUAAAAGACAACACUAUAUAUAUUUAAAAUACAAAAAAAGCAAAAAUUUAUUUCUUAAGAGAUAUUUAUAUAUAUACUUUUAAUUAAUGUAAUAGUAAAUAAUAGAGAAAUAUAGAUUAGUAAUGCAAAGUCUCUCUCAAAAGCAAAUAUAGAUACAUACAUACAUAUAUAUAUAUAUAUGUACGUAUAUAAACAAUGUGUCCUGCAAUUAUGAGUCAAAUAAACGAUUGCGUCUUAUUUAUUUACGAAAAUAGUUUUUAACAAAAUCGAGUACAAAUUCCUGCAUGAGUAUACAUAAAACAACUACAAUAUUGAUGUUUGAAUUCAUCGCAGUUAAUAUAACGCACGAUUCGCUUGUGCGAUUGAUCUUUGUUGUGUGUCACAACAUUGUCUUUGUGCAACAUAUUGAUCGUCACAAUAUCCUCGCGGGAGAUUCACGUUAUCUGUUGACAGUAACGUCUAGCCGAUUAUCUAACUUGCGUAUUUUCAUAUCUGAUAUUCCGUUUUACAUCUAUAUAAUUUCGCUAUAUUAUUUAUCUAUAUUAUUUCUCUAAUUUUUAAAUGACUAUAUGUGUCAAGAAAAGGUACAACAAAGCACAAUAAAAUACAUAUAUCGGUUUUAACUGUUUAUAUACGAAAAGUUUUUUUAUUAUAACAUCAGGCAUUGAACAUUCAUCACUUUGUAUGCGCAUGUAAAAUACUUUCGGACGUAUUUAUACAAUAAACUCAUGUUGCACGUCAUGUUUCACAUUGGUUUUACAAAAUUUCUAUGAAACAUCUGUAAAUACAAUUCCGUGCAAAAUAUUAUUAUUAUUUGCAACAAAUAAUAAUAUUCAACAUGCUAAUCUCUUUUCACAGAAAAAAUACCAAAAAUUAUAAAUUAUUAUUUACUUAUACAAAUUUUUCUAUAAAUGAGAUACAUAAUAACGCUCUGUAAAAAAAUAAAACAUUUCGCUUCUUUCUCAAUACAACAUUCAGGAAAACAUUUGACUUGUCGAAUAGCGUUAACAAAUAAAUUACAUAUGUAUAUAACAAAAUAUUUGUUCUAUAUAU